Lipotes vexillifer (Yangtze River dolphin) is the source of this 1654-nucleotide messenger RNA. RefSeq names its product protein phosphatase with EF-hand domain 1 (gene PPEF1). The record is from RefSeq and is a predicted model, not a curated record. Gene Ontology annotation, biological process: detection of stimulus involved in sensory perception. Gene Ontology annotation, molecular function: manganese ion binding; calcium ion binding; phosphoprotein phosphatase activity. NCBI's taxonomy places the organism in Eukaryota, Metazoa, Chordata, Mammalia, Artiodactyla, Lipotidae. The annotation marks the transcript as partial. The transcript has 15 exons.
AUGAGCCUGCCCCUGUGCUUCCUGGACUGUGGUCCCGAUAAGGUGCUGGGACCCUCCAUUACGAAGGCCGCCUCUGAAGAAGUUGAAGCCGAAGAGUUCGAAUGUCUUGCCGAGACCAUUCUGCUGAGUGAGAAGUUGAUUCAUGAUUUACAAGACAUGGGCUGUGGCACUUCGUCUUCAAUGAAAGACAAGAAAUGUGAGAAAGCACUAAAAGCCGCGUUGGUCAUCCAGAACUGGUACCGAGGUCAUAGUGCUCAGUUGAAGACCAGACAACGCUAUGCCCUCACCAUCUUCCAGUCCAUCGAAUAUGCUGAUGAACAAGGCCAACUGGAGCUAUCCAACUUCUUCUCCUUCAUGUUGGAAAACUAUACACGUGUAUUUGAGGAAGACCCAGAAUUAGUGACUCACCUUUUUGGCAGCAACAUCCAGGACAAGGAUAGACAGAACUAUUGGGUGUUGAUAGACGUCCCAGACUCCUACUGUGGUCCUCGGCUGCAAUUUCCUCUCACUUUUACUGAUAUUGAUUUACUUAUUGAGGCCUUCAAGCAACAACAGAUACUUCAUGCUUAUUAUGUCUUAGAGGUGCUAUUUGAAACCAAGAAGCUCCUGCAGCAAAUGCCGAAUUUCACUCACAUAAAAACUUCUCCCUCCAAAGAGAUAACAAUCUGUGGUGAUUUGCAUGGGAAACUGGAUGAUCUUUUUUUGAUCUACUCUAAGAAUGGUCUCCCCUCAGUGAGCAACCCAUAUGUUUUUAAUGGUGAUUUUGUGGAUCGAGGAAAAAAUUCCAUGGAGAUCCUAAUGAUCCUGUUUGUGAGUUUUCUGGUCUACCCCAAUGACCUGCACCUGAACAGAGGCAACCAUGAAGAUUUUAUGAUGAAUAUGAGGUAUGGCUUCACAAAAGAAGUUUUGCAUAAAUAUAAGCUACAUGGGAAAAAAAUCUUACAAGUCUUGGAAGACAUCUAUACCUGGCUCCCAAUUGGUACAAUCAUUGACAAUGAAAUCCUGGUCAUACACGGAGGGAUAUCAGAGUCCACGGACUUGAAUUUACUCCACCGUAUAGAAAGAAACAAAUUGAAAUCUGUGCUGAUGCCACCAAUUCCAAUAGAUGGAGACCAUGCUACUGAGAAGGGAAAUAAAGUAGGUACAACCAUUACAGCUCGGGGAAUCAGAACAAAUGGAUCCCUUUCUGAACAAUUAACAAAGCAUGAAUGGGAACAGGUUAUCGACAUUCUGUGGAGUGAUCCGAGAGGCAAAAGAGGCUGUUACCCAAAUACAAGUCGAGGAGGGGGCUGCUAUUUCGGACCAGACAUUACCUCCAAGAUUCUUAAUAAAUACCAGUUGAAGAUGCUCAUUAGGUCUCAUGAAUGUAAGCCCGAAGGGUAUGAAAUUUGCCAUGAUGGGAAGGUUAUUACUGUAUUUUCUGCAUCUAAUUAUUAUGAAGAAGGUAGCAAUCGAGGAGCUUACAUCAGACUGAGUUCUGGUACGCCCCCCCGAUUUUUCCAGUACCAAGUAACUAGGGCAACAUGCUUGAGGCCUCUUUACCAAAGGGUGAAUGCUGUUGAAAGUAGAGCCAUCAGGAUGUUAAAAGAGAGAAUGAUUUCACAAAAAACUGACCUCAUUCGUGUUUUCCAACUUCAAGACAGCAGUAAAUCAG